Myotis lucifugus (little brown bat) is the source of this 1216-nucleotide messenger RNA. RefSeq names its product hormonally up-regulated Neu-associated kinase (gene HUNK). NCBI's taxonomy places the organism in Eukaryota, Metazoa, Chordata, Mammalia, Chiroptera, Vespertilionidae. The record is from RefSeq and is a predicted model, not a curated record. The annotation marks the transcript as partial. The transcript is spliced from 3 exons.
GCCUCCCUGGACACCUGGACGCGAGACCUUGAAUUCCACGCGGGGCAGGACAAAACGCCCAAAGAGCAAGAGAAAAGGGGGGACUUCCUUCCCCGGCCGUGUCCCCAGAAGCUGGAGAAGCACCUGCCGGCCCACAGGCAGCCCCCGGCCUCGCUCGUGACGCAGCUUCAGAGCACCAGGGCCCUGCUGCGCGACCGCAAGGCCACCAGGCCCGGCCUCGCCGACAGAGAUUCCUUCGGCUGCCGCAGUAUCUUCCGCAAAACCUCGGACCCCAGUUGUGUGGCUUCCUCCUCCAUGGAGUUCGUCCCCGGCCCCCCGCCCAGGACCCCCCGCAUUGUCAAGAAGCCGGAGCCCCCUCCGCAGGGCCCGGGGGGCAGCGGCCUCGCCCCCAGAGAGGAGCCGCUGGUGCUAGACAUGGUCCGCUCCUUCGAGUCUGUGGAGCGCGAGGACCCGCCGGACCUGCUGUCCCCGGCCCACCCCUGCAGGGCGCUGGGCUCCCCCGGGGGCUCGGCGCGCGGCACCCCCGGGGAGCGGGCGCUGUCCCCCUCCCUGCUGCCCCGAAGCCCGUCCCCUCUCCAGACUCCUUUGCAUCCCACCCUGGUCUCCUUUGCUCACGAAGAGAGCUGCCUCCCGAAAGAGGGGGGCGUGUGCUCCCCGCCUCCGGGUCCCGGUGCUGGGGCCCCGCAGCCCCUGGGGAGCCCCAACUGUGUGAAAAGCCGGGGCCGGUUCCCCAUGAUGGGCAUCGGGCAGAUGCUGAGGAAGCGGCACCAGAGCCUGCAGCCCCCCGCAGACAGGCCGCUGGAGGCCAGCCUGCCCCCCCUGCAGCCCACGGCGCCCGCCAGCCUCCCCUUCAGCAUGGCCGAGGCCGUCCAGGGACAGUGCUAGCCGGGCCGCAGCGGGACCGGCCACCCCAGGGAAGCGACGGUACGAGCCCACAGUCCUGCAGGCGAAGGUUCAGGAACUGCACGGCCCCGGCCUCCAGCCACACAGCUCCCUCCCGGGGGCAGCUGAGCCCCAGGCCCCACGCCCGCUCCACCCCGUCUGGCGUCAGGACCCGCAGAUGCUGGGAUUCCCUAGCAGGUGGGCUGGGGUGCAGCCAGUAAUGCUCAUUUCCUCGCCGCCCCCCUCAGUUGGGCCGGGGCGAACACCUGGAUCGGCCCCGGGAGCACCUGCACCGGCCCCGGGAGCACCCACAUCGAGUGCACACCUGGAUCGG